UAAAUGUUCAAUCCGCUAGAAAUUCUCUACGAGCCACAGUUUCAUUAAUUUAAUAGCUAAUAACCCAAACACUCGUUAUCAUUAUAGAAAAAUUGCUACAAAAGCAGUACCAGUUGCGAAAUUAUUUAUAAAGGUAUUUCUUCGUAUUAAUUUUAUUACUAGCCCACUGACGAUGGAAAGCAAUGGCAACAAUGCAGGCUUCAACAUGGAAACCAUACGUAGUGCAAAUGGUGACAAAAGGCAAGACCAGAUACUCCUACAACCCUUCACUUAUGUUCUCCAAGUUCCCGGUAAAAUGAUUAGAGGAAAGCUUGCUCAAGCUUUCAAUUAUUGGAUGAGAAUUCCGGAGGACAAGCUCAUGGCAAUAUCCGAAGUCAUUCAUAUGUUACACAACGCAAGUCUCUUAAUAGAUGAUAUCGAGGACAGCAGUGUACUCCGAAGGGGAAUCCCUGUAGCCCAUAGUAUAUAUGGCGUUGCUUCAACAAUCAACUCUGCUAAUUAUGUUUAUUUUCUUGGGCUGGAGAAAGUUCUUGCUUUAAGUCAUCCUAAGGCAACUACAGUAUUCUGCGAGCAGCUGCUUGAGCUUCACCGAGGCCAGGGGAUGGAAAUAUACUGGCGAGACUCCUUUACGUGUCCUUCUGAAGAUGAGUAUCGCCAAAUGACAAUUAGGAAGACGGGUGGACUCUUUGGCUUGGCCAUUCGCUUGAUGCAGCUUUUCAGUCAAGUUCAAGAAGACUUCUCGACAAUCACUGGAAUUUUAGGCUUAUACUUCCAGAUUCGUGAUGAUUAUGCGAACUUGUGUAUGAAAGAGUAUAGUGACAGCAAAAGCUAUUGCGAGGAUCUGACUGAAGGAAAAUUCAGCUUCCCUGUCAUCCAUGCAAUCAGAACAAAACCAGAUGAUCAACAAGUCAUCAAUAUUAUUCGACAGCGUCCAAAAGACUUAGAAGUAAAGAGGUAUUGUGUGUCCCUACUUGAAAAGUUUGGAUCACUUCAACACACGAAAGAAACCUUGAUAACACUGGAAGGUGAAGCUAGGGAAGAAAUUCGGAGAUUAGGUGGUAAUCCUCAUCUAGAGAAAGUUAUGGACGAACUACGAAACUGGGAAAACUUGUAAUUGGCUCAUGCUACCGAACUUUCUCUUUGGACUGUAACCUAAGCUGAUGCUUAGUUAAAAUAUAUAAAUUUCUUUUUCUUUUGUGUGUAACCUAUGGUAAUUUUAUCUUCAGUCUUUAUAUAAUAUUUUAUAUAAAACAACUCAUUGCCAAAGUCUAGUUUAACAUUUAUGUAAAAUAGUUUAUGUAAUGGUUUUUAUUUAUAUGUGAUGAUUUAUUCUAAAUAGUUGUACAAGACUUCCCCC
Messenger RNA from Cherax quadricarinatus, 1357 nucleotides. RefSeq names its product geranylgeranyl pyrophosphate synthase quemao (gene qm). Gene Ontology annotation, biological process: isoprenoid biosynthetic process. Lineage: Eukaryota; Metazoa; Arthropoda; Malacostraca; Decapoda; Parastacidae. Gene Ontology annotation, molecular function: prenyltransferase activity. The record is from RefSeq and is a predicted model, not a curated record.